UCAAGGGAGAAAUAGAGGAGAAAGAGCUGGAUGGCAAAGACAGACAGAGGGAGGGAUACACACACCCGAUAAAGAAACAGACGGAGAGCAACAGAGGUAACGGAAGGCAACGAGAGGGAGAUAAAGACAUACAUGUACAAACAAGUGGCUGGGGAAUUCUAAGAGCAGCCAGCAACUGAAGGAUACAGAGGAAGGGGGACACAGAGAAGAUGGAUGUACAAACGGAGAGCACGGACCCUCCGCCUGGUGAAUCACAGUCGAGUGGGAAAAUCAGAAAAGGAUUCAAGCUGUUUGGCAAACGCAAGCCAGGUAACAUCUUUUCUAUUCGAAAUAAAGGAGAUGGAAACAACAAGUCACCUGUUAACAAGGCUAAAACCCCUGAUGGAUUAGAGACAGCUGCAGCAGACACAGAACAGGAUCCUGAGAAAGAAAAAGGACAGGGGGUGAAUCAAGGAGAUGGUGAACAGACAGACGAGGAGCCGCUUGGUGAAGAUGGCGUUAUCGCUGCCGCCCCUGCUCGCACCUCCAUUUCUUCAGCCAGCUCUGCCAAGUCCCUCGGCUUCCUGUCACUACUGAGGGGCGGCCGAAGAGGAGUACUGGACCGCCGGGUCCAAACAGUAUCCCAGCCAGUGGGUCGACAGCGUCGUGGGCUCAAGGGUCUUUUUGGCAAUGUUAAGUUUCGCUCAAAGGAUAAGGAGGACAAGGAGGAGAAGGAGGAGGCUCCACCGAGCCCACUUCUCAUGUCGUCUCGCACCAACAGCGUGGAAAUCAUCAAAGAGGACCUCACUCUCACCCCUAAAUCUCAGCCUCGCUCUCUGGACAGCCCCGGGACUGAGAGCUGUGGUCCCACCAAGAGCUUAACGACACAGGACAGCCCGGCCACUUCCCCAUCAGAGACAAUGAGUCCACAGAUGACAGCAGGCAAUGUGAGUAGAACUAAUGAGCAUGUGCCGCCUUUACCCACAACAGAACCCCCCAUGGUACCCGGAGAGAACAGUCUGAGCACUCUGCUGGCAGACAUCUCCUCUCUCCUGACCUUUGACUCAAUCUCAGGGGGUGGAGACAUCAUGGCUGAUGUGGAGGCUGAGUGGGGCAAAUCCAGUGGUGCCACCAGCCCUGCGGCGACUAAGGCCACAGCAUCACCCACAUCCCUGUUCUCCAAACCCACCAUGUCAUCUCCACUGACCUCAUCCUCCAUCACUACUUCUGUUGCAUCAAAACCCUCUUCUGUGGCUGUCAGUAUGAGCCAGACCCAAUCUCUGACUUCAGCAAAGACAACUAUAACCUCUUCUCCCGUUGCCAAGCCGAGCACCAUUAUCACUACUUUGACAAAAUCUUCCACUUUGACAACUCAGACUGUCAAAUCAGGUUCUGCUUCAGCUCCAGAGCCUGUGACCAGCAUUACUACUAAACUAACUACUACAUCUACAGCAACAACAAAACCUUCAAGUACCCCUGUAACAUCAACAAGUGUUUCAGCGCCAAUAAUGUCUUCCCUUCCAAUAACUAAACCCACACUAGAUGCCCCCUCUACUACAGCUCCUCCCAACACCCCAGCAGCAGUAGUUAAAGCUCCAUCUGCUAGUCCAACUCUUACCUCUACAGUUAGCAAAUUGGCCUCAGAGAUUACAGAACAUCCUAAAUUACCUGUUGCAGCAACUAAAUCUUGCCCUGUAUCCUCUCCAUUUUCGGCUAAACCCCCGCUAACCCACAGCCCUCCCACCCCUGCUACUUUCACCCAGUCUCUAUCUGCUAAACUGGAUUUGACUGGCAGUGUCAACUUGCAAACCUUCUCUUCAUACAAAAGUUCAGCCACAGGAGAAUUGAAACCCCAAACGGCGGUAUCAGUCGCAUCUACUGUUACAACCCAACCCUCACCUCCUGCACCUGUCGUUUCCUCCAAGACCACACCUGCUCCCACAUCAGUUUCAACUCCUGUUUCAGUAUCUACGACUGUUUCUAAACCCAUUCACACAUCCAGCCCUAUGGAUUUAAGUAAGACUCCCUCUAUUGUAACUUCUGCAGUUUGUCCUCCAUCUAGUACAGCUGCCCCAGGUUUAACUAAACCCCAGUCUGGUCCUGCAUCUGUCCCAACUCCAUCUGCAGCUUCUUUAGAUAAAAUCUCCUCAACUGUACCUGCUACUGCACCAACCUCUUUAGGUAAGAUGCCCCCUCCUCCCACAACAACCCCAGCUCCAACCUCACAAACUGUUGCACCCCCAGUACCUGCUACUGCCCCUUCUCAGACCCCUCUUACCCAAACGAAACCUACCCCUGCUCCAGUUGAAGUUCCUGUAUCUCAGUCUAAAGCUCCUCCUGCUUCAGUAGCAUUUACUGUAUCUGUAAAUACUCCUGGUCCUCAAGCGAAACCCCCUCCCACUCCCGUAGCCUUUUCUGUAUCUAUAAAUGAUCCUGUUCCUGUUUCUCAAGGUAAAGCUCCCCCUGCUCCAGUCGCAUUUUCUAUACCUAAAGAUGCUCCUGUACCUGUUAAUCAAGCUAAAGCCCCUCCUUCACCUGCAGAAACAAUAGUUUCUGUACCUAAAGCCCCUACCCCUGCCCCUCAAAUCCCAGUUUCUGUACCUAAAGCCCCUACCCCUGCCCCUCAAAUCCCAGUUUCUGCACCUAAAGCCCCUACCCCUGCCCCUCAAAUUCCGGUUUCUGUACCUAAAGCCCCAACCCCGGCCCCUCAAAUCCCAGUUUCUGUACCUAAGGACCCUCCUGCUCCUGUUCAGAUUCCACUUUCUCAGUCCAAAGCCCCUACUCCUGCCCCUGUUCCUUGUCCUGUCACUUCUCUCUCCUCGAGUGAAGCCUCUAAAAUGAGAGACAGUGGACGGGGGACAGUGGACGGGCUUCUGGGAAGUCAAAAGAGUUCAGAUGCCCAGGAGACUCAGCCUGUACCCUCCAAAACUGAUGAAUUGCAGAAUGAGUCAUGGCCCAACAAGGAGGAGAAAAAGAGGACACCGCAAGCAAAGACGACAGGACUUAGCAAAAUACCUGUAGUUGGAGGGGGCAGGGCUGGCAAAAUCCCAGUCCGGGACAGCCAACAUGCUGAUGAGGAAGCAAGCAGGGACCCACCGACGCCUGUGCUGGAAGAAGUAAGGCCACACUUUAAUUCACAUGACACAGGAAGCAAAGAUAAAAUCAGUAACGCUGAGGCCACUGUGGUCACCCCGAAACACACCCAGGAGGAGAGCCUGCAGCUUCAGCAACCAAAAGGCAGCACCUGUUUGCAGCGUGACUCAAAAAUCCCUGUGAAGCACGGGGCACAGUCUCACACUGCCUCCCAAAUCCCUCAAGCUAAAGACCCGCCUCGCACCAAGAUACCAGUGUCCAAGGUUCCUGUCCGCAGGGUUGGUAAUAAACCCACAGCUGCAAGCGGCAGCAGCCAGAUGAGAAAAUAAAAACUGGAAUAAUCAGUGAACAAACCAUGGCUCUGACUGCAACUUUUUUUCCAAUGUAACUACAUGACCACCCAUUUUCAAUUCAUACUUCUCUACUGUAUCACUCUUGGCUCAACAUAAACAACAGCAAACAGAGUCUAGAAAGCAGACAGCACUCAAGCACAAAACAUCUCUUCAGUAAGCCGAAGCAACAAGCCUGGCUCUUUGGUGCUGAGCCGACCAGAUCUGCACUCAGGAAAGGUCCGAGGUCACACCUGGACGCACAGCAGCAUCGGUAACUAAGGAUAAGUAAGAUUAAAGGUCUUCUGGGAUCAGUGUCACACUCACAACAUGGGCGAGUGCCUUUUUAAAGGGUGCUUUUCCUACAGACUCUCAAAAUUUGACUUAGUCUUUUCUACAGUACUUCAACUUUUGUUACUCUACUUUUUGUAGGAACCUUCAAGUCUUUCUGUCUUUCUUUCCAGCAAGUCUCUUUGAUAAUAACCAGUCCCUUUACCUUUUAUUUUUGUCAGGAGUUGAUCUGCGGGAGCUCUAUAUAUAAAUGCAGCAACCAAAUUCACAUUCCACAACUCUCUCUCUCUCUCUCUGGAUGUAUGUAGCAGAUAACUUGCCAUUAAUUUUUGCACAAGAUGUUGAACUGUACAGCGCCUGCGUGUCCGCCUGCUCAUAUGUAACAUGAUCAGAUCUCACCGUGAACUGUUGGAGAGACUGUGGCUUUGAGGAAGUAAUGGAAAUAACUCCUUCCUGUGAUGUGAAAUAUGCUGCAGCCACAAUGUGUGGCACAGUGGACGUUUGAGCAAGACUGAGAGGAAGCUGACAUGAGAUCUGCAUCUUUACCCUUGUUCUACUUAUCCUCAGAUGAGAACAGUAUCUCUGUGUAUAGUCUCAUCUAUGUUGUUCUGUUUCCUAUUUAAUCAAUAAAAUGAUAUGAAUAAUUAGCAAAUUGA
This is a messenger RNA of Sphaeramia orbicularis (orbiculate cardinalfish), 4348 nucleotides long. Its product is annotated as APC membrane recruitment protein 2-like. NCBI's taxonomy places the organism in Eukaryota, Metazoa, Chordata, Actinopteri, Kurtiformes, Apogonidae. The transcript has a single exon. Gene Ontology annotation, molecular function: phosphatidylinositol-4,5-bisphosphate binding; beta-catenin binding. Gene Ontology annotation, cellular component: plasma membrane. Gene Ontology annotation, biological process: regulation of canonical Wnt signaling pathway. The record is from RefSeq and is a predicted model, not a curated record. Bases 210 to 3401 code for a protein of 1063 amino acids.